AUGGCAGUGUCUGUGACAGUGUACGCGUGUGUGAGAGUGUCUGUGGCAGGGUACGUGUGUGUGAGCCUGUCUGUGGCAGGGUAUGUGUGUGUUAGUGUGUCUGUGGAAGGGUACGUGUGUGCGAGAGUGUCUGCGGCAGGAUACGUGUGUGCGAGAGUGUCUGUGGCAGGGUACGUGUGUGUGAGAGUGUCUGCGGUAGGAUACGUGUGUGUGAGAGUGUCUGCGGCAGGGUACGUGUGUGUGAGAGUGUCUGCGGUAGGAUACGUGUGUGUGAGAGUGUCUGUGGCAGGGUACGCGUGUGUGAGAGUGUCUGUGGCAGGCUACGCGUGUGUGAGAGUGUCUGUGACAGGGUACGCGUGUGUGAGAGUGUCUGAGGCAGGGUACGCGUGUGUGAGAGUGUCUGUGACAGGGUAUGCGUGUGUGAGUGUCUGCGAUAGGAUACUUUGUGUGAGAGUGUCUGUGACAGGGUACGUGUGUGUGAGAGUGUCUGUGGCAGGAUACGUGUGUGUGAGAGUGUCUGUGGCAGGGUACGUGUGUGUGAGAGUGUCUGAGGCAGGGUACGUGUGUGUGAGAGUGUCUGAGGCAGGGUACGUCUGUGUGAGAGUGUCUGUGGCAGGAUACGCGUGUGAGAGAGUGUCUGGGGCAGGGUACACGUGUCUGAGAGUGUCUGCGGCAGGGUACGUGUGUGAGAGUGUCUGUGGCAGGGCACGUGUGUGUGAGAGUGUCUGUGGCAGGGUACGUGUGUGUGAGAGUUUCUGUGACAGAGUACGCGUGUGUGAGAGUGUCUGUGGCAGGAUACGCGUGUGUGAGAGUGUCUGUGACAGAGUACGCGUGUGUGAGAGUGUCUGCGGCAGGAUACGUGUGUGUGAGAGUGUCUGCGGCAGGGUACGUGUGUGUGAGAGUGUCUGCGGCAGGGUACGUGUGUGUAAGAGUGUCUGCGGCAGGGUACGUGUGUGUGAGAGUGUCUGCGGCAGGAUACGUGUGUGUGAGAGUGUCCGUGACAGAGUACGUGUGUGUGAGAGUGUCUGAGGCAGGGUACGUGUGUGCGAGAGUGUCUGUGGUAGGUUACGCGUGUAUGAGAGUGUCUGUGGUAGGUUACGCGUGUAUGAGAGUGUCUGCGGCAGGGUACGUGUGUGUGAGAGUGUCUGCGGCAGGGUACGUGUGUGUGAGAGUGUCUGUGACAGAGUACGUGUGUGUGAGAGUGUCUGCGGCAGGAUACGUGUCUAUGAGAGUGUCUGCGGCAGGAUAUGUGUGUGAGUGUCUGUGACAGUGUUCGCGUGUGUGAGAGUGUCUGUGGCAGGGUACGUGUGUGUGAGAGUGUCUGUGGCUAGGUACGUGUGUGUGAGAGUGUCUGUGACUGGGUAUGUGUGUGUGAGAGUGUCUGCGGCAGGAUACGCGUCUAUGAGAGUGUCUGCGGCAGGAUAUGUGUGUGAGUGUCUGUGACAGUGUACGCGUGUGUGAGAGUGUCUGUGGCAGGGUACGUGUGUGUGAGCCUGUCUGUGGCAGGGUAUGUGUGUGUUAGUGUGUCUGUGGAAGGGUACGUGUGUGCGAGAGUGUCUGCGGCAGGAUACGUGUGUGCGAGAGUGUCUGUGGCAGGGUACGUAUGUGUGAGAGUGUCUGCGGUAGGAUACGUGUGUGUGAGAGUGUCUGCGGCAGGGUACGUGUGUGUGAGAGUGUCUGCGGUAGGAUACGUGUGUGUGAGAGUGUCUGUGGCAGGGUACGCGUGUGUGAGAGUGUCUGUGGCAGGCUACGCGUGUGUGAGAGUGUCUGUGACAGGGUACGCGUGUGUGAGAGUGUCUGAGGCAGGGUACGCGUGUGUGAGAGUGUCUGUGACAGGGUAUGCGUGUGUGAGUGUCUGCGAUAGGAUACUUUGUGUGAGAGUGUCUGUGACAGGGUACGUGUGUGUGAGAGUGUCUGUGGCAGGAUACGUGUGUGUGAGAGUGUCUGUGGCAGGGUACGUGUGUGUGAGAGUGUCUGAGGCAGGGUACGUGUGUGUGAGAGUGUCUGAGGCAGGGUACGCGUGUGUGAGAGUGUCUGUGACAGGGUACGCGUGUGUGAGUGUCUGCGAUAGGAUACGUGUGUGUGAGAGUGUCUGCGGCAGGGUACGUGUGUGUGAGAGUGUCUGCGGUAGGAUACGUGUGUGUGAGAGUGUCUGUGGCAGGGUACGCGUGUGUGAGAGUGUCUGUGGCAGGCUACGCGUGUGUGAGAGUGUCUGUGACAGGGUACGCGUGUGUGAGAGUGUCUGAGGCAGGGUACGCGUGUGUGAGAGUGUCUGUGACAGGGUACGCGUGUGUGAGUGUCUGCGAUAGGAUACUUUGUGUGAGAGUGUCUGUGACAGGGUACGUGUGUGUGAGAGUGUCUGUGGCAGGAUACGUGUGUGUGAGAGUGUCUGUGGCAGGGUACGUGUGUGUGAGAGUGUCUGAGGCAGGGUACGUGUGUGUGAGAGUGUCUGAGGCAGGUUACGUGUGUGUGAGAGUGUCUGUGGCAGGAUACGUGUGUGUGAGAGUGUCUGUGGCAGGGUACGUGUGUGUGAGAGUGUCUGUGACAGGGUACGCGUGUGUGAGUGUCUGCGAUAGGAUACGUGUGUGUGAGAGUGUCUGUGACAGGGUACGUGUGUGUGAGAGUGUCUGUGGCAGGAUACGUGUGUUUGAGUGU
Molecule: messenger RNA, 2655 nt
Organism: Brienomyrus brachyistius
Lineage: Eukaryota; Metazoa; Chordata; Actinopteri; Osteoglossiformes; Mormyridae
Product: keratin-associated protein 4-9-like
Exons: 4
Coding region: 1-1029 (342 amino acids)
Source: RefSeq, a predicted model, not a curated record